UUGAUAACAAGUGCUGUCGAACAAUACAGUAGGUUGCAUGUUGUUAUCAGUGGGUGUGUGAUAACAGCGGCAGUGAGCCGAGUGGCAUAGUAGAGUAAACGAAUGACGGGGCGUGCAGGCGGUAGCAGUGGUGACACCGGCAGCUGACAGUGACAGUGAUAACAGUGACAGUGAUUACAGUGAUAGUGCCAGGAUGACUAUCAGGCACAAAUACAGGACCGCGAAGAUAAAGGCUCGCAGGAUGGUGGACAAACUUCACGAGUACCAGGGCUGUCUGGGCCGCCUUCACUCAUUCCGGGACUCGUGCAGAGCGCGCUGGCAAGAACACCAAGAAGGUGAUGCCACUUUCGCAGACAAGGUCAAGAGUUACCUGAGGGGUGACAAAGACCAGAACCAAGCACAACAGGCUGAUUACUCGCACAUUUACAGGCGCAAGACACGAGGGGAGUUGGUGCGGGUCUCCGCUGCAGUCAUGGGGAUAGAGUUCUCAUACGCAGCGGAGACAGCCUUCGUCUCUCCUACCCUCCUCAAGAUAGGGGUUGACCACCAGCGUAUGACCAUGGUGUGGGCAUUGUCACCUCUGGUGGGUUUCUUCCUCAACCCGAUCCUCGGAGCCAUGAGUGACCGAUGCCGGCUGCCCUGUGGGCGACGUAGACCUUUCAUCGUCCUACUGGCCCUUGGAGUUCUAAUAGGUCUAAUACUAGUACCAAACGGAGAACGUAUGGGGCAUGCCAUGGGAGACUUCUACCCUUCCUUGGAUCUGCCUCGCAACCAGACGACCAGCUUUGAUGGUAAACGGCUGGUGUCUAAUGUGUCAGACGCAGACUAUCCCCACCCCUGGGGGAUAUUCUUCACCAUACUUGGCACUGUACUACUGGACUUUGACGCCGACGCUUGUCAGAGUCCAGCUCGUGCCUACUUACUUGAUGUGUGUGUUGCAGAGGACCAUGCACGGGGUCUGAGCACAUUCACUAUCAUGGCAGGUCUUGGAGGAUUCAUGGGAUACGCUCUUGGUGGAAUAAAUUGGGAUAAUACAUUCAUCGGUGAGAUGCUGGGAGGCCAUGUCAGGGCAGUGUUUACCCUCAUCACCUACAUCUUCAUCGUCUGUGUCGCCUACACAGUGACCAGUUUCAAGGAAAUUCCUCUCGAUCUAGUCGAGAACUCUGAUUAUCUAAAAGCACCCAAACAGAGCAGCAACCCUGAAGAUGUUGAAUCUCAACCCUUACAACAAGGCAAGUCAAAGUACGGGUCAACACAAGAUCCAUCUACUACUCCCAGCUACCAGGAAACAAAUGUGGACUCUAUAGCUGCCGCUGAUGACGGAAAUGCUGCCAACGGUCAUGUUAACAACACGGAAGGCAAGAAACCUAUGGAGCCCUUGUUCAUUGAUGAGAUACCAACUGCAACCUUUAGCCAGUACCUAAUGUCCAUCGUGAUCAUGCCUUGGUCCCUGAGGAUGCUGUGUCUCACCAACCUCUUCUGCUGGAUGGCACACGUCUGUUACUCUCUCUACUUCACUGACUUCGUGGGGGAAGCUGUCUUCGAUGGAGAUCCAAAGGCACCCGAGGGUACUGAGCUGCGGGAACUGUAUGAAGAAGGAGUCAGGUUCGGCUGUUGGGGGAUGUCUAUGUACUCUUUAUCUUGUGCCUGUUACUCUUCCAUCAUCGAGAAGCUGAUAAAGAAGUACAAAGCAAAGAACGUGUACGUGGGCGGCCUGCUGUUCUACUCGGUUGGUAUGUUCUUGAUGGCAGUUCUCAAACACAAGAUCGGAGUAAUCGUGUUCUCCUGGACAGCUGGUGUAAUGUACUCAACCCUCUUCACCAUGCCCUACCUGCUCAUUGCGCACUAUCAUGAACACAACUGCUUCGAAGUGGAUGCAAGUGGUGACAACGUACAGGCAAGCCAAGUGCGAGGCUUGGGUACUGAUGUGGCCAUCGUUAGCUCCAUGGUGUUCCUGGCUCAGUUCUCCUUGUCCAUCUGCAUGGGCAGCGUAGUCAGCUGGGCAGGCACCACCACAGCCGUGGCUGCUGUUGCAGCUUUCUUAGCAUUUUGUGGUGCCAUUGCCGCCACCCAAGUCAUGUAUCUGGAUCUGUAACUGUUAAAUAUAGUUUGAGUAUUUGUGUCUCA
Messenger RNA from Homalodisca vitripennis (glassy-winged sharpshooter), 2127 nucleotides. It is a transcript of the gene lovit, whose product is annotated as proton-associated sugar transporter A. Gene Ontology annotation, molecular function: sucrose:proton symporter activity. The record is from RefSeq and is a predicted model, not a curated record. Gene Ontology annotation, biological process: transmembrane transport. Bases 194 to 2095 code for a protein of 633 amino acids. Lineage: Eukaryota; Metazoa; Arthropoda; Insecta; Hemiptera; Cicadellidae. The transcript is spliced from 12 exons. Gene Ontology annotation, cellular component: membrane.